Molecule: messenger RNA, 3777 nt
Organism: Sclerotinia sclerotiorum 1980 UF-70
Lineage: Eukaryota; Fungi; Ascomycota; Leotiomycetes; Helotiales; Sclerotiniaceae
Exons: 5
Coding region: 1-3777 (1258 amino acids)
Molecular function (GO): actin binding
Source: RefSeq, a predicted model, not a curated record
AUGAUUGGUCAAUUUGCUUCAUCUGUGCGAGAGGAAAGCACCGCACCUCCCGGUGAACACUGUCAUACUCUCAGUGGCGAUCGCAAGGAAAUGUCGCUCAAUGGCUUGGAUGAUGCCACGGUCAAAGAAGCAUACGACGCUGCGGUAGCUGAGCCGGGAGGAUGGUUCCUUCUAAAGUAUGCUUCGAGAGACGAAAUAGAGUUGCUGGGCCGUGGCAACGGAGGAAUUGUGGAAAUAAGAAAUAAAAUUGGACAAUAUGAGGAACCAUCACCGCUGUUCGGGUUUCUACGAUAUAGGCGACGGAACGUAGUCAUCAAAUAUGUACCAGAUGGAUGUUCAAGGUUGGUUCAAGCUCGCGUCACGGUUCAUUUUAAUGCUGUUACCGAAAAGUUCGCUCCAUACCAUACUAUUUUCGAAAUAACCACGGCCAAAGAGCUCCGUGAUACGACUCUUUCUGCCGCAUGCUCACUACAUACUGCCUCCGGAUCGGUCUCAUCUUCGACUAGUUCAUUGCGCCGACGACGUUUAAUGGAAAUUGCAGAGGAUGAGGAGGAGGAUAUUAGAAUAAAAAGGCAAUCCACAGUUCAGGAGGAGCGCCCCCCUACCGCACAAACUAUUACCUCAACAUCUGGGACCCAGCCAACAGUUGAUCCGACCACCCUGCCAUCCGAUCUACCAGAUUCAUUUACUUUCUCUUCCUUGGUUGCAGAAGGGGGCAACACUCUCGAAACAUCUCCUCCUCCUCCACGGAAUAAAGCACCUUUGAGCUUCGAUCUUGAUACUUCUCCGCCUCCUCCAAGGGAGCCGCGCGAAAUUGAUUUGGGAUCUUCGUCACCUAUUACAACAAUCGACGGAGUACCGCGUAAAUCAUCUCAGUCGGCACGACCUGAUUUGUACAGUCUCGCAUCUUACGAGUUUAACGGCAAACCUAAAGUCAGACUUGGACCUCGCCCUUCUCUCGAUGUAGGCAAAACCACCACAGCUGGAGGAACCUCUACCUAUCGUCCUGUGUCAACCCUUCCACAGGGGUUGAAAAUAUCUACAAAGGGGGGAUCGAAAAAGGGGCGAGCGAGUUUAAGCUCGCAGGAUUCUGGAGAGCCUCCCAGUAUGAGUUUGUCACCACCUUCUAUUCCUGAAAAUGGAACCUUACCCACGCUUCUCCCUUCGCGCCCUCACACAAGUGGUGGACGGCCCAACACCAGCUCCGGGGCCUCGGUUCGAUCAACAUUAUCAACGAAGUCAGCUGCUCCCAGUGCAAAGGUCCCAACAAUUACUCCAGAGAAGGCAAGACUUAUGAAGGCUAUGGAAAUGCGGAAAAGGCAGAUGAGUACAGGCGCACCUGCACAAGCAUCACCCUCUUCUCCAAAGUCCUCAGCGUCCACCGCAAAUCUCGAGAUACCUUCCGCACUAAGCCUAACAACAUCACAAGGCGCCCCGCAGGAAAUUCAAGAUACCUUGGCUUUGCUAACUAAUAUGGCCGAAGCAGACAAAUCCGCAAUCAUACUUGACACCAACUCCACCCUAAAAACGGACGACUCGGAUGCUACAAGAACCGAUUCCUACCCAGUAUCCCCCGUUGGGCCUUCAGAAAAAGCAGAAUCAACAAGGGCAUCUUCUAUUUCAGAGCUGACAGAUGAAACUGUCCAAGAAGAGCUGUCUAACAAGCCAAUGACCAAAGAUAACAUGGCCGAAGAAUUCUCCCCUGCUGAUUCGUCGGAAACUACUGAAAGGGGGCCAGUUGUAAGAAUAUCACUGCAAACUCCAGAAAUAGCCGACGAAGGCACUGAGGAAAUGGCUACCGUUGUUACCCAUUCUGUCUCCCAAGAUACAGUAAAGGAUAAUUUAACGGAUACCACGGUGUCAAACGAAGAAAAAUAUCCCGAAUCUGAUGUGAUAUCUGAGGUCAAACCUGAAUCGGCAGAAACCCCAGUUAUCAUGUCUAGUGCUCAAGACUUAAAUGCUAUUGCAGAUACUCAAUCUGAGCCUUUGCAGACUUCUGCCAGCGAGCCUAUCUUCAAAUCAUCCGAGAAAAGCUUGCUGGAGAGUCCUUUCGCUCCUGGAUACACUCUAUCACAAAAGAAGAAAGUCCACCGUAUUGAGCCAAUUCGAACUAGUUUUGAUAAGAGUAGCCAUACUUCGGAGGACAACUUCUCCUCUGAUGACGAGCUAAUGGAUGAACUGCAGUCUGCUGUAAUUGAAGAUGCAAAGCCCAUGUCGGUGGCCAAAUCUCCAAUUAGUCCUUUGUUUCCUCAGCCCGCGCAGAACGAGAUAAAAUUUUCAAGAACUGUCUCAAGUCCUUUGCAAUUAGCAAAUGCGAAUCCUUCACCUCUCUCUGCGCGACCUGGUGGUGACCGACCUGUUUCUCGGCCUGUGUCAGCUUCAGCAAACUUUUUAAAUCGUAUAAACGCGCAACCUGCUGCCGCACCGGUUAUCCCUAAAAAGAUCAGUGUAGGGUCUGGUGUUGCGAACAGGAUUAAAGCAUUCGAGAAAUUCCAAAAUCUAGCACCGGAGUCUUCUGCAGCACCAUCAACGUUAGGGCCAAGUCCAACUGCAGCCCCUGCAUUCUUUUCUGUCAAAAGAAGUACUGUUCUUGUUCCAUCACGAGCUCCUUCCAUUGCCGAUCGUACAAAUUCUUUAAAUAAGAAUACACCAAAUCCUAGUACUUCACGAGAGGGUUCGCCAGAGAUUUCUAGAGGGCGCGAAAGAGCAAGUUCUAUUCAGAAAAGAGUUGCUUUGUUGAAGCCUACGCCCGCUUCCGAACUCAAGACGACUCGAUCUCGACCUGAAUCUGUUCAGGUAACUGCUCGCAUCAUACGAGACCCUAAUCAACCAUUUCCUCAAAUGCCAGAAAUUGGCAAAGAUCCUUCGGAAUCCAAUGCUCUUGCGUUACAAGAAUCACCACUGAUCAUAGACCACCAGAAGGCGGUUUCUAGUCCUCCGAAAGACACGAUAACCGAGAGGCGUUUAUCAACGUCCUCGAAAACUACCGUAAACACUAAUAAUGAGAGGCGAUCAUCUAUUGCAAUGGUCAAAGACCUCAUCAACGACCGACGUUCUUCGCUCUCUGAGCGCCGACGUUCUUCUGUUAUUGAACCUUCCGCAUCUUCUCCGGCCGUUAUGUCGCCAUCACAACCUUCUUCCAAUGAUAUUAUAUCCCCUGCUCGGAGAUCUCGCCCUUCUUCAGUCAGCAGUCGUCGCAGCAUUGAACGUUCCGAGUUCUCUCCGCCGCCAUCGGCUAGCUCAACAUCUCCUGUAAAUGAUGAUAAGUCUGACAAAAGGUCUGGUCGUGCAAGUCGUAUCAUGAAGCGCAUGUCUUCAUCUCUAUCUUCAAGUCGCAAAGCCAUUGCACAUGCCAUCUCACCUACGGUCCGUGAGGAAUCGGAACCUCCAGUGUUUCCUGGUCAGGAAGCUUCAUCUGUUCCACCCCAACCAUCCUUGGCAGCUUCACCUACCAUUGCUAAUGAUCUUGGUGAUGUCAACGUUCAAUUCCCUGAUAGUCUUUUAUGGAAGCGUAGAUCGAUGGUGUUGGAUACUCAAGGGCUUCUAAUCAUCACAGCCGGUGCAAAUGAUAAAGGAGCAACACGAAGAUUUCAUCUUGGUGAAUUUAGAGCUCCUGAAAUUCCUGAUGUUGAUAUGCAAGAAUUACCAAAUAGUGUUGUGUUAGCUUUCUUGGAAGGUGGUGAGCUACAAAUUGCAUGCGAAGAUCGAGCUAGCCAGGGAAACACUUUAAAUGUUCUACGAGAAGCUCAUAGCCACUGGGCAGCUUAUGGACAAUAA